GGUAAUCUGUGCUAAUACUGGUUAAAAAACCAAUUUGUUAUCUAUGCUUAAGUUUAAAUCUUCAUCACGAAAAAUACAUUAACAUUUGAAAAUUCAACUCAGCAAUGACGUUGAACAAUCAGGCGGUCGAUCCGCCGCCUGAACAAAUUCAAUCGAAAAGCAUCAUCGUCAUACAUCCGGGUUCUCUCUAUUUGCGAAUCGGCAGAGCCUCGGACCUCAAUCCUUUAACGAUACUUCACGCGGUCGCCAGAAGGAGAAAACCCGGUGGAGUGGAGUACUCCGAUUCAUUCCUACCCGACCGAAUCGACCUAAGUCAAACCAAAGAGUUCGAGGAAGCCCGCCUGACAGUGUCCCAUACUUUGCAAUCGUGUCUCCAGUCGGACGGUCGGAGGCGGUACGCGACGCCACCCCAACAGAUAGCCGCAUUCAAUCGGAGGGUGGUUCCUGAAAUUGUGGGCGAUAGCGGAGGAGAAUGGAUUAAACCAGAGGGAGAUGUAGUCGUGGGGAAUGAUAUAUUUCGUUUAGACCCUAGAGAGGAUUUCAAUAUCCACUUUCCUUAUAAACGGGGUGACUUUAACGUUCACCAAGGUCCGGGAGGUUCCGUUACCGGAGUGCUAGCCCAUUUGGAGGCGAUCUGGACGCAUAUUAUCGAAAAUAACUUGUCUAUCAGCUUAUCAGACCUCAAAAGCUACAAGGCGGUGCUUAUAGUGCCGGACGUGUACAACAGGACAUAUUUGCGCGAACUUAUGUAUUUGUUACUCGCAAGGAUCGGUUUUGGCAGUUGUUUCCUUGUGCAGGACCAUGUGGCUGCUACUUUCGGAUCGGGCUUGAGUUAUGCUUGUGUGGUCGAUGUGGGCGAUCAGAAAACUUCAGUUUCGUGCGUUGAAGACGGCAUAUGUCAUCCGAAUACGCGCGUGCGUUUGGAAUACGGCAGCGGGGAUAUAACCCAGAUAUUCUUCUGGUUGUUGCAGAAGUGUGCAUUUCCCUAUAAAGAGUGCAGCGAUGCCAACAAGUUGGACACAAUGCUCUUGCGGAAACUCAAAGAAGACUUUUGUCACGUGAAUUUGAACGUGUGUGGGUCGCAAGAGAAGUCUUUUGUGCUCAAACAGCCAGGCAAGCCAAUAUCCCAUUACACUAUUCAAGUCGGUGAUGAGUGUAUCAUAGCCCCGUUAAGUAUGUUCAAUCCGGAGCUGUUUGGAAUUACUGGGCCCAAGCAAAUACACACGCAAAAGAUCUCGACGGGGGACCCGGAAGAUCCCCAUGAUGAGAUUUACCUCAGAGAUAUCAGGAAAAGAGGAAUGAAAGAAGAGUCGUCAGUGGCGGAACUGCUGAGUGAAAGUUAUAUAGAAAGUCAGCAAUCUGCAGUGAAUGAUGACGACAUAGUCGUCGACGCAAUGGACUCGGUUGCGCCAGCGUCUGUUAGGGAAUUUGUUACCAAUCCGGGACAGAUUCUGGGUCUGGAUCAGGCAGUCCUGCAAAGCAUUGACCGUUGCCCGAACGAGGACUUGAAAAGGAAAAUGUACGGAUGCAUCUUGGUGGUCGGCGGCGGCAUGAAAUUCAGCGGCAUCGCUACUUGGCUCCAGAACCGGAUUUCGCUGCAGAUUCCGUACUUGUACAGGGCCGAACAGCUCGAUAUAAUUACCAAUCCGAGAGACAUGGACUCGGCGAUGGUGGCUUGGAAGGGGGCGUGCAUCAUGUCCUGUCUUGAAACUGCCCAAGAACUUUGGAUAGAGUCCUCUGAGUGGGAAAAGUACGGGGUUAGGAUACUAAGGGAACGGGCUCCCUUCACGUGGUGAAAUGAACUAUUCCAAAGACGCGUUCAGUAUUUUUAUUUAUGCGGUCCCAUAAAAAAAGAUUACAGAUAAGCGGUUUAUUUCUUUUUUUUUUUUUCUACUCCCGUCUGUAAAAUACCUAAUUACCCACCGAUCUAGCGUGCGGGAAGCGUCACUUUACCACGUCAGUAUCCUUUCCCACGAAUCCGAGCCACUUCGGACAUUUCCGGGAUUUUACCGCACCGAUUUGGGAGCGAUCGGCUGUUUUCGGAGAUAUUUCCCACCCUAUGAAUAUUGACGUUUGUCAAUUCCGACGGUCAUGUCAGUGAAUGUAUUCGUGUUGUUUUACGAAAAUGUACCCAAAAACUAACGGUCGUAGAAAAAGUAUAGUAUGCAACACUUCGGUAAACUUUUUAACUCACUCGUUUAUUAAGCACUCACUCCGCUCGUGUCAAAUAAACUCGUGAGUUAUCUUCUAUAUUUUUGAGAUUAUAUUUUAUUAAAUUUCUGUUAAAAAAGACAUCGAUUUUUUAAAUUGAAGUAAAGAUUUUUAAGUUAAGGUUAUUUUAAUAUUUUAAUAAGUAUAUUUUUAAUUAACAAAACAAAAUUGAAUUCUAAAUAUCUGAAUAAUGAAAUAGGUAUUAAUGUAUAUUUUGAACUAAUUCGUAAUUGGUGGUUGAAGAUCCAUCCAAAACGCGAUUAACAACACUGCCGAAGUUUCUAUCGAUUUUUCGGUUCUUUUGAAAUAUACGCAAAUAUUUUUCCAACAACCAUUAUUGUCUGGUAAAUCCACUUUUAUCUCUUAUCUAUGAGUAAAUCCCAAAAGGAAUAACAAACAAGUUUACUUAUACCAAAUUGGUAAUAGGUUUUACAUUUUUUAAUUGCAUUAUGAUAUCACCAAAAAAGAUGGUGUUCUCGACGCUUUUUUUGAAGAAAAUCAUUUUUGGUGCUCGUGCUC
Cylas formicarius (sweet potato weevil) is the source of this 2730-nucleotide messenger RNA. RefSeq names its product actin-related protein 8 (gene Arp8). Gene Ontology annotation, cellular component: Ino80 complex. The record is from RefSeq and is a predicted model, not a curated record. The transcript has 3 exons. Gene Ontology annotation, biological process: regulation of DNA-templated transcription; double-strand break repair. NCBI's taxonomy places the organism in Eukaryota, Metazoa, Arthropoda, Insecta, Coleoptera, Brentidae. Bases 105 to 1796 code for a protein of 563 amino acids.